CGGCCCGUCGGGUGUUUUCUAAAAUCCACCCCGAUGUUUUCUGCUGAGCGUGGUUUCUGGCCAGGAGAGACGUGGUCGGCUAAUCUUCGGCGACUUUGCUCAGCAGAAACAACACGACCGAAUUGUAUUGAAUUGUAUUGAAUCUCCGCGGAUCAGCAAAUCCGCAAAUCCCCAAACGGGAGAUAAAUAGCUCGACCGGACGCUCCCCGGACUCUCGCAAAAGAAACAACAACAACAACCACGAGCAACAACCACAACCGGAAUAAUGACAGAGCAAUACAGUCCUCCAGAAGAAAUGGCGACUCCGGAGAGUCCAGAUGAGACAGGGCCCAAUUAUAAGGUGACUCUUUACGAGCUGGAGAAUUUCCAAGGGCGGAAAUGGGAGCUGACGGACGAGAGUCCCAAUGUGACUGAGAAGGCCCUCGACAAAGUCGGAUCCAUCCACGUCGAGGCCGGACCAUGGGUGGGCUUUGAGCGGCAGGCGUUCGGUGGGGCGCAAUUCGUACUCGAGGUCGGAGCGUUCCCGCGAUGGGACUCGUGGUCCAACGGUCACUCCGGAGCGGCCACCCUACUCUCCAUACGCCCCCUCCUCAUUGACGGGACGGACCACAAGAUCCACCUGUUCGAGGGUGCCGGGUUCGGGGGGCGCAAGAUGGAGAUCGUGGAGGACGACGUUCCGAGCCUCUGGGCUCACGGAUUUCACGACCGCGUCGCCAGCGUCAAGGCCCUGCACGGCAUCUGGGUGGGCUACGAGUACCCCGGCUACCGGGGGCGGCAGUACGUGUUCGAGAAGGGCGAAUAUCGCCACUGGAACGAGUGGGACGCCAGCCAGCCCUUGAUGCAGUCCAUGCGCCGGGUGCGAGACAAGCAGUGGCACAAGCGCGGGUGCUUCGAGGAGAGCUAGGGACACCACGACUCGACCCAAGAAGUCCCGGAAAUAUCGUAUUAAUCCUAAUCAUAUCCACCGAGGAAGACAACGACCCGCCUGCUUUCGACUCUUGCCGCCUGUGUAUAAACAAUAACUAUUUAGUAGUAAUAAUCGUCCUAUUAACCCUCUUCAAUAAAGGAAUUUGCCCGCUGA
Anolis carolinensis (green anole) is the source of this 1081-nucleotide messenger RNA. It is a transcript of the gene crybb3, whose product is annotated as crystallin beta B3. The record is from RefSeq and is a predicted model, not a curated record. Bases 266 to 904 code for a protein of 212 amino acids. NCBI's taxonomy places the organism in Eukaryota, Metazoa, Chordata, Lepidosauria, Squamata, Anolidae. Gene Ontology annotation, molecular function: structural constituent of eye lens. Gene Ontology annotation, biological process: visual perception; lens development in camera-type eye. The transcript is spliced from 6 exons.